AGAACGAAAUCCUUCAUCUCAUAAUUCCCACGUACAACAGAAAUGUCAACGUGUAAACCAGACACGCGACGAAGAACUACAAUCGCUUACACCAGAAUACGAGAACGAUGAUUACGAAACAGGCAGCGCUUUUUUAGGCGCAUGAACGAUUUGCCGUGUCUGCAACGCCACUGCAGGGAUACAGGCAAACUUAUUAACAUCCUGAUUGAUACUGGAGCAACAAACAACUAUAUAAGUACAAAAUGUAACUUAGAACCCGCUGACAAUUGUACUAUAAAAAUAUUAGAAGACAAAACAGCACAAUGCGAAACAACCCACGAAAAUAAUGCUCCACUUCGCAUCCUAGAGAAUGGAUACAUUUUGACAGAUUACCAGCAUACUUGGAACAACAUGCAUAUAUCAGGCCCUAAAUUGAUACACUUCAAUGAAUCCACGAACAUCGAUAACAUGACAUAUUACAAUCAUCAAAGACAACUCAGAGAAAUAAUACACAAUCAACACAACGAAAAACUUGAAGUACUCCGUAUCCUUUCUUCAAACUCAAUAUACAAAUUCAGCAAUAUCCAAACACUCUCAACAUUUUUGAUACCUAUUGUAGAAAAUCCAGUACAUUUUACGUUCUUCAUCAUAAUAGGAUUCCUUACUUUAGUAGUCACCACUUACGGUAUGGUACACCUCUGCCGAUAUCGCGUAAAUAGAAGAAUGCUUCACAGACAAAGGCAAAUUGACGAAAUAUACGAAGUCGAAUUGAAUCGUCUUCAACAACAACAAUCUGUAGCAGCAUAGCGAGGACGCUCCGUUUUAAGAAGGAGGGGAGUUAACGACAUAGCCUCGCUCCGGGUCACACACACUCACAUACACCUUAUCUCCUAAUAUACAUUCCGAACAAAGGCGAACUAUGUAUGUAAACCGAUAGAACUCGCUUUGACAUGCACUAUCAGUCGAACAAUAGAAAUGAACAUGCAUUAUCUAGAAAGGCAUUCUCAACAUGUAAACAACAAACAUCUGGCAAUGGAAUAAUCCACUGCGAUAACCAACUCCGCAUCUCAAGUAAUAGCAAGAUAGCAGAUAUCGAAUUACGACAAAGAAGUCGCAUGCAGAUAACAGCAGCCGCAUUUCAUUAGUAUAAAUAGCUGUAAGAUCUUAUAUUAAAAUUCAGUUCUUAAGAAUAUCAAUAAAGGCACGCAUUUCGGCGUAUAAAUAAAA
Messenger RNA from Bactrocera neohumeralis, 1206 nucleotides. RefSeq lists its product as uncharacterized. Gene Ontology annotation, biological process: proteolysis. The record is from RefSeq and is a predicted model, not a curated record. Gene Ontology annotation, molecular function: aspartic-type endopeptidase activity. Bases 142 to 786 code for a protein of 214 amino acids. Lineage: Eukaryota; Metazoa; Arthropoda; Insecta; Diptera; Tephritidae. The transcript is spliced from 2 exons.